AUGAACUUGGAAUUGCUUGAUCCUUGGGAACAGGAGUACCCGCAGACGAUCGAAGAAACGCUCGAAGAUGGCUAUGUCAUGACAUGCCGAUUCAACAGACGCGGUACAUUGCUUGCAGCAGGUUGCCACGAUGGACGAUGCGUUGUAUGGGACUUUGAUACAAAGGGCAUUGCAAGAAGCCUAACAGGCCACGUCAAGUCUAUCGCAAGUGUCAGCUGGUCGCGUAACGGUCGAUAUCUCUUAUCUGCAUCAAAGGAUUGGACAUGUGCUGUAUGGGAUUUGUUAACAGCUGAACGACUUGUACGUGUACGAUUCUCUUCUCCUCUCAUGAUGGCACAUAUGCAUCCAAGGAACAAUUUUCGCUUUGUGGCAGCAGUAUAUCAGGAUCGACCUGUGGUUGUGGAUAUCGUCAAUGGCAGGACCAAGGUCACAAGACUACUAGAAGAUUUGGAUGAGCAAUCUGGGAAGAACACAACGAUUUUCGGAUCAGCCGUAUCAUGGAACAAGAAUGGAAGCAGGAUAUAUGUGGGAACAUCAAAAGGUUAUCUCUAUGUUGUGGAUAGUGAGACACUCAAGGUGGUUUAUUCUACAAGAGUGACUAGCACUACCAUCAAAGACAUACAUUGGAGCCGUAAUGGAAAAGACAUCCUUAUCAAUGCAAAUGAUCGCGUCAUCCGUUAUUUUCGAUUGGAGAGACAUGAGGGCACACCUACAUUGGAGAACAAGUACCAAGACCUAGUUAACCGGAUACAAUGGAAUAGUGCAUGCUUUAGUGCGGAUGGCGAAUUUGUUAUUGGAGGUUCGGGGCAUAAAGCAGAGCACAAUAUCUAUAUAUGGGAUAAGAAGAUGGGAAAUCUGCUCAAGAUUUUGGAAGGUCCAAAGGAACCAUUGGAUGAUUUGACAUGGCACCCUGUACAACCGGUGAUUGCAUCCGUCAGCAGCUUUGGCAACAUCUAUAUUUGGACAAGUAAACGAGAAGAGAAUUGGAGCGCAUUUGCACCUGAUUUCACCGAGCUGGAAGAGAACUUUGAAUACGAAGAAAAGGAAGAUGAAUUUGAUGUGGUACCAGCAGAGGAAGUGUCUCGUCGCAAGGAGGAUGAUGAAGAAAUCAUUGUUGACAUUACAACGUGUGAGGAUGUUCAAGCGUUUGUGGACUCUGAGGAUGAAGGCUUGGAUGAUCAGGAGGAAGAGAUUACCUAUUUACCGGUGCUUGAGAGUGACAGUGAAGUGGAAAUGGAUGAUGCAAGGUCAACAGGCACGGAUCACCAUCAGCGUUCGCACACUGAAUUACACGCAACCGAAUCCAGCAAAUGA
Lichtheimia ornata is the source of this 1314-nucleotide messenger RNA. RefSeq lists its product as uncharacterized. The transcript has 10 exons. The record is from RefSeq and is a predicted model, not a curated record. NCBI's taxonomy places the organism in Eukaryota, Fungi, Mucoromycota, Mucoromycetes, Mucorales, Lichtheimiaceae. Bases 1 to 1314 code for a protein of 437 amino acids. Gene Ontology annotation, cellular component: Set1C/COMPASS complex. Gene Ontology annotation, molecular function: protein binding.